Epinephelus fuscoguttatus (brown-marbled grouper) is the source of this 3528-nucleotide messenger RNA. It is a transcript of the gene asb3, whose product is annotated as ankyrin repeat and SOCS box containing 3. The coding region runs from base 60 to 1745 and encodes 561 amino acids. Gene Ontology annotation, biological process: intracellular signal transduction. Lineage: Eukaryota; Metazoa; Chordata; Actinopteri; Perciformes; Serranidae. Gene Ontology annotation, cellular component: cytoplasm. Gene Ontology annotation, molecular function: protein binding. The record is from RefSeq and is a predicted model, not a curated record. The transcript is spliced from 10 exons.
GUGUGACGUCAUUAAACAGCGACCACUGAUAUGUCAAUCCAGGAGCUACUUUGCAGGGGAUGGACUUCACAGAGUGCUACAGAGACACCGUCUCCAGCGUCGCCGCCGCAGCUCGCUCGGGCUGUAGGAAGCGGGUGAGGAGGCUGAUAAAGAGAGGUUUCAGCGUGGACUCUCGAGAUAACCGUGGCUGGAACGCCCUGCACGAGGCGGCAGCUGCUGGCAGCAAAGAGUGUGUGCAGGACAUUUUGUCUGCUGCAGGAGUGCGAGUGGGCUCCUCCCGGGGCUGCAGUGCCUAUGUGAACUCUUUGACACAUGAGGGGGAAUCUGCAUGUUACCUGGCGGCGCAGCGUGGACACCUGGCCGUGGUCCGACUCCUUUUGAAAGCCGACGCCAAUAUCAACCAGCUGACGAAUGACUUGUCCUGUCCUCUGUACGCAGCUGUAGACGGCGGGUACACGGAGGUUGUAGAGCUGCUGGUCAGUAAAGGUGCCGAGGUCAAUAGAACACACACAGCGUCCUGCUGGACCUGCCUUCACCAGGCUGUUUAUAAGGGUCACAGUGAAAUAGUGCGCAUACUGGUCAGUGUGUGCAACCUGGAGGCACUAGAUGACCACAAGAUCUCUCCUCUCUUUGUGGCUGCUCAGUACGGACAGCAGGAAUGCCUGGAAAUCCUUGUUAAUGCUGGAGCAAAUGUGAACACCCAGGCAGCUGAUCUGGCCACACCGCUGCUCAUCGCCUCUCAGGAGGGUCACCAGGCAUGUGUGGACUUCCUGUUGGACCACGGAGCACAGCCGGACACAGCCUGCAGUAACGACUGGCCCCAGCUUCCCAUUCAUGCUGCUGCUGAGUUUGGCCACAUCGGGAUCCUGAGGAGGCUGAUAGCUGUCACGGAUCGUGUAUGUGACCGCGGUGAUGGCAUGGUGAGUCCGCUGUACGUGGCCGUCCACAGCCAUCAGAGCCAGAGUGUGGAGACGCUCCUGAGGGAAGGUUACAGCCCAGAUGCCCAGGACUGCACGCACAUCCUGGGCAUCCGUUCACCACUCUCCUUCGCCUUGUGUUGCACAUCCAAUAAACCACACAGUGAGUCAGUGAGGUUGCUGGUAGCUUCAGGAGCAACUCUGAGCGAGGAGGACUGGAUUUAUGCCUUGGCCACCGACAAAACAGAGCUGCUGAAACUGAUACUUGAGCACAGAUGGAUCCCUCGACCGGAGACUUUGACUGACAGAGACUGUUCUGCACCGCAUCAUCGUGGGAAAACGCUAACGCUGCAGGAACUGAGGGAGCUGCUCUGUGUGGCACUAAACCAAGUGCACUUUGCAGCCUGCUGGCUUCCUCUGCUUCUGAAGGCAGGGCUGGAACCGUCUCUGCUGCUUCAGCCCUACAUGUUGGAGCAGGCGGACAGUGAGGUGUUGAAUUACCUGCUGGAGUUUGUAAACUGGUCGACUGUGUCUCCUCCUCUGAAACAUAUCCUGGAUCGAAGGCGGGCGGAGAAGACCUGGGAACCACAUUUUGACUCCAUUCCCUGUCUUUCCCACAUGUGUCGGCUGCAGGUUCGGUCAGUGCUCGGACCAGAUCUGCUGAUGAGGAGCGAUGUAGUCCAGCAGCUCCCUGUGCCCUCCCCACUCCACCACUUCCUCCAGUUCAGAGAAAUCCCAGAAGCUUCCUACACACACUCACCGCCGUCACCACUUUCAAAUCGACUACAGGGAUACCGCAGCACACACCAGCACAGACAUGUUCUAUAACCCCAGCCAGGCUUCCUCUUCAUGUUGCUUUGAGGUCGUUUAAUUCCUCGUCUUUCAUCCUCUGUCAGUUUGUCACAGCUCCAAGAAACCCAAGAAUCCAAGUGUCUUUUGUGGCUGCACUGUCUCAGCAAAUGGAAAUAUUUUGAAUGUUUUGUGCAUCAUUUUACACACAUUCCCUCAAAAUUCAGCAGAUUUGGUUGCUUUGGUGACGUUAGGAGAAGAAGACAUUCUGUUGGUUUUUAGAAAGUUUGACUACACAGGUGAGCCAGAGAGGUCUAAAAAGAGAAAUCUAGUUUGGUUAAAGGUCCAGGGUGUCGGAUUAAGAGGGGGGUCUAUUGACUGAAAGUGAAUAUAAUCUGAUAAGUCUGUUUUCUUUAGUGUAUAGUCACCUGAAAAUAAGAAUUGUUGUGUUUUUGUUACCUUAAAACAAAAUGUUUAUGUCUACAUAGGGAGCAGGUCCUCAUCUAACACUGAUUAUUUAACAUGAAACUGCUUUAUUUACUGUUUUUACUGGUUUAAUCAGCUGGUUUGUUUUGGAGAGAUGACUUAAUUUCACAGCUCUUCUAUACUUUUCCAAAUGUUAUGGGACCAAAUGGAUCAAAUCCUGACAUUGAAAUGAGUCAUCUCUCGGGGGUUGUGACACUGAUUUACAGAUAUCUCGUUCCCAAUGUAAGUCUAUGGCGAAAAGUCUUUUUGGGCCACAGGUCAUCACGUAAAGAAAAUUGGCUUCAAAGCCUGACACACUUCUGGGGCCUGGUCGAAGGUUUCCUGUCAGAAAGGUGAAGAUUUGGAAAGAAGUUGUGGUUUGGAUUAAAAUGAAUAGAUUUCUGUCAGAAAGGGCUCUCUUAGAAAAAGCCUACAAGGAAAAUUCCUCCAUGAGCAGACUACUCCUCUUCCACAGAGACCGCCAUAUUGUUUCUACAGUAGCCUGGAAAGGACAAACCAACCACUCUAGAGAGAGACAUUGGAGUCGCCAUUGUUGGCCCCUGUAGUUCUCCUACAUGCUUGACACACGCACACAAAGUUUCAGUAAUUUAUAGUCUACUUCCUCACCACUAGAUGCCACUAAAUUCUACAUACUGGACCUUUAACAGGAGCUUAGAAGAUGACUUUAUAAUCAGAGCUGCAUCAGUUAUUUGUGGAGAUAGAUUUGUUUCAAUUAUGAUCAAUAAUCUGUGUGUAAAUGUGCAGUCUAUAAAUACAAAACAGCUUUCACAAAUACAGAAGAAGAUUAGUAAACACUCAGAAAUAUUUUGCAAAUAUAAAACAGAUUUCCAAAUACACAAAAUCCACAAGGGUAUAAUUUAGAGUUACAAAAAAACUACUAAACUACAUUUACAAAUACCUGUUGAAAAGUUUUGAAUGUCAGGAUGAUGGUCACAAUUGCUUUUCAUUUAUUUUUUAAUUGAUUUAAUGUAUGCUCAGAUUUUUUUAUUUGUGGAAUUUGUGUAUUGCAGAUCUGUUUUAAAUUUGCAAAAUAGUUGUGGGAGUUGACAAUUUUUUUUUAUAUUUGUGGAAGGUAUUUUGUAUUUACAGAUUGCACAUGACAGAGUGUAGAUGUGCUCACACAAAUAAUAAUGAAACAAAUCUAUCUCCAUAAUUAGUCAAUUAAUCGAUUUAGCCGAUCAACAGAAACUUCAUUGGCAAUUGUUUUGAUAGUGGGAUAAGGCUUUUAGUGAUUUUUACACAGAAAAGGCCAAAAAAAUUGCAGGUUUCAUGUAUGUUUAAUUGGAGAAUUAAAGCUUUUCUUCAUCACACAUUAUAAUAAAGUGAACAAAAAUGA